AAGUAUCAACAUUUUUAACAAGUUCUACUUUUGCACAAAAGGGGAAGUAGCUGGUGUUUUCUCUCUCGUCGCUCACAGGGACUUACUUCUCCCAAUCGCACUUUCAUAUUCCAAGUGAGACGGGGACGGUUGAGAUUAUGGGGACGGUGAGCGAACUCUGUGCGUCGAGCUUCCAGGCGUUCUUGUGUCCCACAGUUUGCCCGGCUCCUCCAGCAGUACCGGACGACCUGACGCCAGAGGAGAAGCAGGAGCUGGAGAACAUUAGGAGACGAAAACUGGAGCUGCUGGAGGACAUACAGCGGCUCAAGGAUGAGAUAGCAAAGGUGACGAAUGAGAUCGAAAGUCUUGGCUCCACUCAAGAAAGAAUAAACAUGCAGCGGAGUAAACAGGUGGCUAUGGGACGCAAGAAAUUUAACAUGGAUCCCAAAAAGGGUAUUCAGUUCCUCAUAGAGAAUGAACUGCUGAAGAACACUUGUGAAGAUAUUGCUCAAUUUCUCUACAAGGGUGAGGGCCUCAACAAGACCGCCAUCGGAGAUUAUCUG
Carassius auratus (goldfish) is the source of this 542-nucleotide messenger RNA. Its product is annotated as cytohesin-1-like. The annotation marks the transcript as partial. NCBI's taxonomy places the organism in Eukaryota, Metazoa, Chordata, Actinopteri, Cypriniformes, Cyprinidae. The record is from RefSeq and is a predicted model, not a curated record. Gene Ontology annotation, molecular function: guanyl-nucleotide exchange factor activity. The transcript is spliced from 5 exons. Gene Ontology annotation, biological process: regulation of ARF protein signal transduction.